Messenger RNA from Aedes albopictus (Asian tiger mosquito), 20265 nucleotides. RefSeq names its product dual specificity calcium/calmodulin-dependent 3',5'-cyclic nucleotide phosphodiesterase 1. The transcript is spliced from 9 exons. Gene Ontology annotation, biological process: signal transduction. NCBI's taxonomy places the organism in Eukaryota, Metazoa, Arthropoda, Insecta, Diptera, Culicidae. The record is from RefSeq and is a predicted model, not a curated record. Gene Ontology annotation, molecular function: calmodulin-activated 3',5'-cyclic-GMP phosphodiesterase activity; 3',5'-cyclic-AMP phosphodiesterase activity. Bases 2800 to 5865 code for a protein of 1021 amino acids.
CGACUAACCGUCGUCGAUGCCACUGCCGCGCCGCCCGGCCCGGCACAAGCUGACGACUCUAUUGCGAAAACGCCGACUGCAAACUCACUGCCUCUCGGAGCUGCUGGCUGCGGAUGGCGCUUGAACUGGUUCACUAAGAUCCAAUGCAGAAGCUGACAGCCUGACCGACGGACCGAAGGACCGACCGACCGGGCCAGGCAGCACUGGGCCCGAACUGCCACCAGCCAGCCAGUCAGCCAGCUAACCGGACUGAAUUCGAUAAUUCAUUUCAAUCGGCAACAACACAAAAAUCGCAGUCUCAGUCUGUCGCCGUCGUCGUCGUCGUCGGAGGUCUACUGGUAACAUUCUGUCUGGGUGGUUGCCAGUUUGCUCAUAGAGGGCACUGAGUUCGCGCGCGUCCGCUAUUUGAACCCCUUGAGGUAUCGCGAGGUAAGGUCUUCGGUGUUUCCGGUUGAGUGAGGGGGAAAUGCGACAAGCUAAGUUUAGUGAAGCAGAAGGGUGAUUAUUUUUGGCGGGAGCCUGAAAUUCGACCUGUGUGUGGAAAGCGUGGAAUGUUGCAUUUGGAGCGCCCGAAUCGAUACCGGGCAAUCUGGUGAAAGUCGAACCCAUCCCCCGUGCCCAUCAUCAGAUCUUAUCGUGUGAUUUGUGUGGUGUUUGAUCUGGUCCGGGAAAAACAAGAUAAGGCCAUCGUCCGUGUCGUCCGCCGCGAUAUUAACGUCACCGCGAAAUUGAUGACGAUGGUACGCAUUUUAUCAACUGUUCGCCGGGAAAGGGGACGGCUCGUAAUUAUGUGAACCAGUUCGCGACCUGAAGGAAAAUCGGAGGGCGUCUGUCCGCAAUAUGCUCUCACAGCGCUGAAUGACCUACCGAAGGUGUUUGUAAACAGGGCUGAAAAGUGUUCAAACAGCGUCGAAGACUUCGCACAGUAGUGGUUCGUGAGUGAUUAGAGAUCUAGCAGCCUCGGGUAACACACCCAUGUGAGUGAGUGAACCGAUUUUGGGGAGGAGAGCUGCUGAAAUCCGCCCGAAGCCAAUGAAAAAGCAAUUUCGAAAAAUUAGCUCCCAUUAAUUUAAAGUGAUGCCGAGAGGUUCCCCGCCAAUCCCGCGUGUCGUACCGACGUAGAUCUGUGGCGUCUACCCAGGCGACGUAACGUGUAUGUGCGCGACCCGCUAUCGGCACCAACUAUCGACGAUCCAUUGAUCAUUCUGGCCGAAGUGUGUCUGGUGUCGCGCGCGGUUGAAGUGUUGCAAACGUGAUCGCAGCCUCCCGAAGCGCAAAGCGUGAAGUGCAAAGUGUUCUGAAAAAGAGCAGAUCAAGUCCCGAUACAGCCGGGGCUGUGGGGAAGCGACACAUUCGCGUAUCGCGCUGAAGUGCACAAAUCGAUCGUCUGUGAGAGUGCGUCGUCUGCUAACGGAUCCGAAUAUAAUCAAAUUAUAAAAUAAAAAUCGCGUAAAUAUUGAUGAAGUGCAGUGAAAUGUGAUCGCAAAUUAUCAUCGCUUGAAUUGUUCGUAAAAGUGUGUGAGGAUACCUGCCAACAGCAUCGUCAUCAGGUGUAUCGACCCAACGUCGUCAUCAGCUAGAGGCCAAGUCAACCAACUGUUCAACGACACCAUCUCUCUCCAAAGUGCGAAAAUAAAAACGAAAUCCCGCGUUCGCGUCCGCGUCCGUGUCCGUAUCAACCCGCGCGUCGAACGUCCAAUUUUCGGAGUAAUCAUCGGUAAUUAACCCGUCCAGUUCGGAAAACUUGUUUGCCGCUAUUAAUCACGGAAUGCCGUCGUAGCUGCUUGACAAAAUUCCACCACACCUCGAUUCCGAGAGGUAAAAUCGACCGCAACAUGUAGUCCCCGUCGCCGUCCUCGUCAUCGUCCUCCUGAUCCUAGCCGAAGGAGCGCGUGAAGUGAGAUUUCAAUUAAGCUGCUAAUUUAUUUACCAUAAUUAUAUUGGAUGUUUAAAUUUCCAACUCGUUUCUCCGGGGCCACUUUACUGGAGCUGCUCCAGAGGAGCGCAUCGCAGCUCGCAAUGUGAAACCAUCGGACCGUGUGCAUUGGUCACACCCUCGCUUUUCCCCGGCCUAGUGUAGUGUAGUGUCGUGUGGGGACAAGCCCGUGUGCUGACAGACGCCGAGCGCCACCACCACCAAGCCACCCACCGCCAAUGAAGCAUGGAAAAACAAGUGGCCAUAAUCAACGGCAUCCAGCCGGGAAAAACAACAACAGCCUGAAGGUAUGCAAUUUGCUGGUGAAACGCGCCGGGAAGAAACUACAGCAGCCAAGUGAAAUUGCAUUAAGAAUAACGUCCUUCGAGUUCUCCAGUAGCUCCAGAAGAAACGUGACUCCCACACGUUAGAGGACUACGGGAGAUUCGUUCGCCCGUGUGCCGAGUGUUUGCUAUACAAAGGUAGUUCCGAGGAAAGUCAAUUAAAGUAAAAGUUGAUCUUAUUUAUUAGUCGAGUUUCGGUGCGACUCUUGUGCUAAAAUGAAAUUACGGUCCUAAGGUUCUUGAAGGUAUAUUCAAAGUCGUUGAAGAAGCUUUUACGAUGCCAAAAGUAUGUGACAAAAAUGUGUUAUUCGGGUGGAAGCUGACUUGGUAAUUGCGUUCAGAGUGUGAAGAGUCCAUCGAGAAAGCAUUUUACGAGGAUAAGAAUAACGUGCCGAUAAGCGCUUUCUAGUGGGUAAAUACUAACAAAGAAGAAAAUAACAACCACGCGAUUUGCGGUCUUUGCGAAUACUAAACCAACCGAUCGAUAUAAGCCGUUGAAGAUUUUUGUUACCAACUCUCCAUCUUCUCAAAAAAAAAAAUAUGGCCGAAUCCAGUGGCAGUACCAGCAGCAGCAGCGAUGAAGAGCUAGCUCAGGCUGCUGCCACUGCUUCCAACCGAGAAGUGGGAAGCGACCCAUCCGAACCUAGACCAUCGGUGGUGGCGGCAACAAUAGCAGCCGCCAGCAGGGAACGUGGACCCGCCCGGUGCCAUGAGUGCUACGGAGACUGCCUGGAUUGCGGCGGCGGUGGGGGAGCAGUUGUCUGCUGCAAGGAUACGGUGCACAAGUGCCACUCGGAUCCGCUGAGUGCCGGCGGCCGGAUGCUGACGGGGAAGAACUUGCUGACCCGGUCGCUCAGGUAUGCGCCCGGGCCGGCCACUCGGAAGUGUGUUCUAACCCUGGACGGGUACUCGUACGUAAUCGUGGCAAGUUCGCCCGAGAACAAAUUUACCAAAGAUGAUCUAGCCGCGGUAGCGCCCCGUGAACAGUCGCCCUGCUACGACGCCACGUGUCAAGGUUCCGCCGCGACUUCCAGUUACGGUGGUGCUUGUUCGUCGUCCUCCGGGCCACAACAACAGCAGCAAUCGGCGGCGGUGGAGCCACAAUCUCCCCUGCAGCUACAGCAACUGCAACAACAGCCGAGGCCCCCAUCAGCAGCGACAUCGGCUUCGUCGUCGUCGUCCAGUUGUCUACCGCAUCAUCAUCAUCAUCACCAUCACCACCAUCAUCACUGUCAUCAGACACCGCCGCCACCGCCGGGACCGGGGGCAUCUUUCGCAGACUGCAGUUCACGUAAUGGACAACUUGCAAAACAAGGCAGUCUGACGAUCGUGAGACGCACCAACAGUCGAAAAAACACGCACAUCCUGCAGCAGCAGGCACUUCAGCACCAGCAAGAGCUACUGGAGUCUGAUUCUGACCAGCAGCAGCAACUGCAAGAGGGGGACUAUUCCCAGCAGCAACCUCUAUCGGAGAGUGAACUCGCGUUCGUCAACAGUCAGCUCAGUCGGGAGCUCGAAAGUAUGCAGCCAACAGCCGGGUCCGGGUCCGGGUCGCCGCCGUCCAGCGCCGUCGUGCACCGUGCCGAUACGCUCACCGGGGAUGAGCUGGAAAAUGUUGACUUGGCCACAGACAAUCUACCAGCGGUCGAUACACCAGAUGCAUGUGAUAAAGCCGCACUAAGACUUCGCUGUCUUUUGCGGCAACUGCAGCGCGGAGAAAUAUCCGCCGAGCUGCUGCAGAAAAACCUUCAUUACGCUGCACGCGUACUUGAAGCAGUUUUCAUCGACGAGACAAAUCAGGACGAGUGCAGUGGCAGUGGCGGCGCGAACUCAGCCAACAGGGGGACAGGUGGUGGUGGUGCUAAAACUAACAACGUCGGUACCGUAGGAGACAGUAGCAACGUCAGCAAUCCGACCAGUAAGGAGCCCCGGCGGGGUGUCACGACUUCGGCCCCGCCCACCCACAGUGGGCCCACGGGUCCACCGAUCGGAAAAACCGUCAUACAGAGGCGAAAACUACGCGCACCGGUUUGGGCCAGGCGCCUAGCUGACGAGGACGAUGAACUAUCGGAGGUGCAACCGGAUGCCGUACCGCCGGAGGUGCGGGAGUGGUUGGCGUCGACAUUCACCCGCCAGCUCGCAACCACCCGGAAACGGUCGGACGAGAAGCCCAAGUUCCGCUCGGUGGCGCACGCCAUCCGGGCGGGAAUCUUCGUCGAUCGGAUCUACCGGCGCAUCUCCAGCACGGCGCUCAUGCAGUUUCCGCCCGAGGUGGUCAAGGUGUUGAAGUGUCUGGACGACUGGUCGUUCGACGUGUUCGCCCUGGCCGACGCCGGCAACUGCCAACCGGUCAAGUACUUGGGCUACGACCUGCUCAACCGCUACGGCAGCAUCCACAAGUUCAAGAUUCCGCCGGCCACGCUGGAAACGUUCCUAUCGCGCAUCGAGGAGGGCUACUGUCGCUUCCGCAAUCCGUACCACAACAACCUGCAUGCCGCCGAUGUCGCACAAACCGUACACCACAUCCUCUGCCAGACGGGGAUGAUGCACUGGCUGACCGAUCUCGAGAUCUUCGCCACGCUGCUAGCGGCCUUAAUUCACGACUACGAGCACACGGGGACGACCAACAAUUUCCACGUGAUGUCCGGAUCGGAUACAGCGAUGCUGUACAACGAUCGUGCCGUGUUAGAGAACCAUCACAUCAGUGCAGCGUUUCGGGUGCUGAAAGAGGACGACUGCAAUGUGCUGCAGAAUCUCUCGAAGGAGGAAUACCGCGAGCUGCGCUCACUGAUCAUUGAUAUGGUACUAGCGACCGAUAUGUCGUUCCACUUUCAGCAACUGAAGAACAUGCGCAACCUGCUAACGCUGGCCGAGCCGCAGGUGGACAAGUCCAAGGCGCUCUCGCUGGUGCUGCAUUGUUGUGAUAUUUCUCAUCCGGCCAAACGCUGGGACAUCCAUCACAAGUGGACAAUGCUACUGCUCGAGGAGUUCUUCCGGCAGGGCGAUCUCGAGCAGGAACUCGGGCUCCCCUUUAGUCCGCUGUGCGAUCGAAACAAUACGCUUGUGGCGGAGUCUCAGAUCGGUUUUAUCGAAUUUAUCGUCGAGCCCAGUAUGGCUGUGUGUGCCGAUAUGUUAGAGAUAGUCUUAGCACCGAUAGCACCAAUCGCAAUGAAUAGUAGUAAUAGCAAGAAUAACAAUAACAAUAAUACUAGCAUUAAAGGAAACAAUACUCUAAGUGUACCGAACAACAACAACAACAACAGUAGCAGCCACAAUAAUACAAGCAAUGAAGCAAUAACCAAUAACGGAGGCACUGCAGGUGGCGGCAGCGGGGGUGGUAGCGGAGAAGCGGGAACCGGAGAUAAACCGAAGCCUGACGUUAAGAAUGGCGCAAAACCGAACCGGUUCGAAAUUAAGAAACCGUGGAUCACCUGUCUGGCGGAAAACAAGAAGAUUUGGAAGGAACAGGCCCAAAGAGAUGCGGAAGCUCGUGCUGCAGCUGCUGCUGCAGCGGAAGCCGCUGCAAACGCCGAAGAAACAGAGCAGGCUGCCGAGGGUGCCCCGGAGACUGAUGACCUGGAGUCACAAGAAGCCGGCAAAGAAUAAAUUGUUUUCUACAGCAUCCUAAGUCACGAUACGAGAGGACAACUACAUCUAACUACUGUAACAACUACUACUACAGCAACUACUAGAGUGUUAGUACUGAACACGAACCCACAUAGCCAGAGACACUUUUCUAUUGCAAAACAAAAAAAAAAACAAGCCCUGUAAGAACCCCUGGAUCAAAUAAACCGCAACCGCAGAUAGAUCAGUAAACCACCCACACAAACAAGUAGUCGUCUUUUGAUGGUAUUUUUGUGCGCGUAUGAAAAUCAAGCCAACGGUGUCGUCCGCCAGCCGGGGCCGCCGUUGUCGAACUCUUUCACAAGGAAACCAGUAGUCUAAAACCAGCUAAAUAGUAGGCAAAACUUAUUACAAAACAAGAAAGAAGAAAUACUAAAAAAAAAGAAAAAAAACACUCAUAUUUCGAUAAAUGUUAUUAGGAGAGAACAAUCUAAACAAAGAGUCUAAUAGCAUAAUACAAAGAAUAGAGCAAAGAUGAAAGAAAUGACAAAGUAUUUACAAUCUCUAUCCAUACAGCUUACACUCGAAAAAUAACACUAACUCAAAUCCACCAACACAAAAACACACGUCAUAACACAUAUUCAUAUAAAUUAUAGGAAAGAAGACAAGAAAAUGGCAACUUUGAAAGUGCAUGCCGUCUAUUUUCAACCUAAAACCAGCAAACUUUUUGUACGACAAACGUUAGCAAAUAUUUUACUCCAUGUGCACUGAAAAACCACGAUAACUGAACCUCUCUUUUCUCAAUUCUCAAAGAAGGCAUGACACCAGGAAUGAAAUAUUAUUUUCCACCCUAGUUUUCCGUGACAGUAGCAGCUGCAGCAAAGGGAAAACAAAUCCCACUUAAUACUAUACAACCUACAUGAAGAAUGAUAAAAGAUAAGCAGAUUAGUUGAAUAAAAGCAAACUUCAAGCCGCACACAUGUACUACUGCAAAUGGAAUUCUCCUUUUAAUGGCUCACAAUUGUGUUUUUUAUUAUCCUUUGUCCAUCAUCAUCAUCAUCACACGCUCUCCGGCAUUUCGGAUGGUUCGAAUGGUGUCAGUCCGUCCGAAAAUAAAAAAGCGGGAAAUGAAUGAAUUUUCUGUAUGCAAAAGGGUUCUCGGAAGGUCUGGGUAAACCGGGAGGGAAAUUGAUCAGGAGGGUCUUUGGGAGCUGGAACUGGAAUUAGUUUAUUUUUAGGGAAUUUGUUUGUUCCAUGGAGAAUGUUUCACUGGAGAAGUUGAGGAUAUGCUCUUAAAUUGUACUCAAGGAGUGAAAUUUAUUACAAAUGAACUAAAUUUAUGGAGUAUGACUAUCUGACCGUUAUAAUGUUUCACGCCAAUGAUCCUUAAGAGCGUCAUUUCAAAAACAGCAUUUCAUCUCAAUUUAAAAAUGCAAAUAAAACUUUCAAUUAUACACUCAUUAAAUGCAGCUUGUGGUUAAGUGUACUGAGAACUAUAUCAUUUUACCUACCGGCCGAUUACGGUGUUUGGUCGUUCUAGAGCGGUCAGUAGCACGAAGCUAUGGUAAGCUUGAAGAGCGUGGUAUAAUUCAAAGAAAAUUGUCACCAAAUGCUACAGUUGCGCUACAAUUGAAAUUAUAGUAGUACAGUAGCUUCAAAGCUCUAUUUACAGUAAAAGGUGUAUGGAAUCAAAUUGCAUUCCAAAAGUAGAUUCGCACGAAGAUUUUCUACUAAACCAUCUUAUCAUCUUCAAACUUCCUGGGAAAAAGCAAAAAUAUGUUGCUAUUCCCAUAUUUACUGCACACUUAAAAAUUCUCAAUUUUGAUGGAGACGUAAUGGAGGAAAUUGACGUAAUCGAUCAUGACACAAACAUAUGAUUUAUUUUUACGUCUUUGAACACGUGAACACAAAAACUAUCAUCGUCAAAUUCGUUUAGGAUUUGAUUGACAUAAUUUUAAGCGUGUGCCAGCAGCAUUGGAACAUUACACUUAUUUUUAAGUUUCCUGUGCCAAAAUUUUACAUGAUCCAUACCGCAAACCAACCCGCCAAUGUUUGUUUACAAUAAAACAUCAACCGACGUCGUGGCUGGCUGUGAUUCUCGAUUUUAUUUUCCGCGCUACGUUUUUUAAAUAUAAUAAACAAAUUUACUAUCUAUUUGUACCUAGAUUUGUGCAGUGGUUUAAGUGAAUAAACAUGCAGAAGGAGCGGCAUGCAGUGUACAUGCGUGGAUAUACGGUGUGUACUGUUCCAGCGGGCAACGAUAGGAAGUGUGCUGUCUCCAAAAACAGGAAGAGAACUUUCGGCUCGAGAUUUUGGUCUGGGAGAGUGCAAAACAGCAUGUUGUAAUUAAAAUUUUAUGCCCAAAGUAACGAUAAUUUAAUAAAAUAUACUGAAAUAAGAUACCUGGUCUUUAUUGUGUUUUAUAAGCAGAAAAACCUGGGGUUGGAGUUCAGAUAAAAGAAUGGGGGAAUUGAGGUUAUGUUACUGCCAAAAAGACCAAUGCAGUAAAAUUACAAACAAGCUAUUUAGAAACCGCCUCUUGUAAAAGUAAAAUCAAACAUAAUUUUGUGUCAUUUAACUCGCUGCUAUAUGUCGGAGUAAAAUGACACAAAAUUACAAGAGUUUUUCGAAGUGUGUGCCAUACCCAAAUGCAUGAAGCAUUCUCUUGGCAUUCAACAUAAGAUCUUGUACAACAUUUGGACCAACUUACUUGUGGAAAUUUAUUUUGACUCAUUUCUUUCUGCGAUGUUAUUUCCUUGAAAUGUUUUCGAAGUGUUUGUUUCGCUCCAGCACAUCUUUCGAAGCUAAAAACUAAACCUCCUGAAAAAUUCAUUCAAGAAAUCCUGGAGCAGCAAUUGAAGAAAUCCCUAAAGGAACACCCAGAAUUUCGGGACAAUUUCCGGUAAGGACUUGGGGACGAAUCUGGAAGUUAAUCAAUGAAAAUCUCUAAAAUAUAAUCUCAGGAGGAUCACUGCGAGAAAUCAUGUAAACAACUACGAGGAAAAGCCUGGAAUCCUUCUGAAAGAAAUCACAGGAAGAACUCUAUCACCAAAUAUCAGCAAUAGCUUAUUCCAGGAUUUCUGCAGAAGAUUUUCACGGAGUCUAAGCAGGAGUAAUUCCCGGGAAUUGUUCCAGAGGUUUUGCCGAUACACCUCCUGUAUUUUUCACUGGAUUCCUUCCGGAGAUCCUUGCAAAAUUUAUCCAAAAUUUCCUAAGGAAUUUCUGCCAUAGACGUUUUAAGGGUUUAAUCCCCCUAAGGGUUAAAUCCCCCUAGUAUUUCCAUUCCAGGAUUACUCCCAGAUUCUUUUUCCGAGAUAUCCCAGUUUUCCUCAGGAUUCCUUCCUAAGUUUCUCUUGAGUAUUCCGAGAAAAAACUCCUGAAAAUCCCUGCAAAACUUCGGGAGCAACCACUUAAAGAAUCCCUAAAGAAACACCUAGAAUCUCGGGACAAUUUCCGAGAAAGAUUUAGGUAAAAACUCUAGGAGUAGUUUUGGAAAAAUCUCUUAAAUACAAUCUCAGCAGCAUCACUGCAAGAAAUCCUGUAAACAACUACGAGGAGUAGCCUGUAAAAAGAAAUCGCGAGAAGAACUCCACGAUAAAUAUCAACAGUAGCUCCUCCGAAGCAGGAUAUUUUCACGGGGUCUCAGCAGGAAUGUCUCCCGGGAUUUCAUCCAGAGGUUUUCCCGAUAUGUUUCCAGCGUUUUUCUUUGUGUUUCUUCCGGAGAUCCUUGCAAAAUUUAUUUAGUUUCUUCAAGCAUUGCUUCCAGAGAGUUUUUUGGAAUUGAUUUUGGAUUUUUCCUCGGGAUUUCUCGUAGAGGUUUUCAGAGUUUCUUCUUGAAUUUCGAGAUUUAUUCAAUAGGUUUUUUGAUGAAAUCCCAAAAGGAACACCCAGAAUCUCAGAACAAUUUCCAGCAGUGUGAAGAACUCCCAGGAAAAUCUAUAGAAUAUAAUCUCAGGAUGAUAAUUGCAAGAAAUUGUGGAAACCACUAUGAGGUUGAAGCCUGGAAAAAGCCCUAAAAGAAAUCGUGAGAAGAACUCCAUGAUAAAUAACAGCAAUAGCUCUUCUCAGCUAAAUUUAUCCAAACAGUGUUUUAAAUUUUCAUUUUCAAUUAGUGAAAUUCGACGUGAAUUUUGAAAACUCUCAACCGAGGGAUCAAAAUAAAAUUCAUUUUGGUGAAUGAAUUUUCUCACUUAUUCAUUCAUUUUUCUGACAGUGACAAUUUUCACUGAGGAAUAUAACUAGACCGUAACUCCCGAUUAUACUUCCAAUCACCUCAAAACUUGUGUAUAGCAGUUAAUUAGAAUAUGUACUAAUUAUCUGCUCUAUUUGUCCAUUAAGUCGGAUUAUGCAUCUGUUAACAGAAAUUGGACAUUUUACGACGCGCGAAAAAAUAUUCGUGACAGAGAAUUGAAUGAAAAAAGAGAGGCAUUCAGCUGUCAAUGAAUGUGGGCAAACACGAAUAAAAAAAUGAAAAUGUCAAUCUUCACUUUCAAGCUUCGAUUUUUUUUACACUCUUGUCCAAAGUUUCAGAGAAUUUUGCGGGAUUUAUCUUGGUUUUUUCUUGGUAUUUCUCUUUAAGGUUUUAAGAGUUUCUUCUUGAAUUUUCCUAAUACAUAUUCCAUAGCAAAAUAACUCCUAGAUUUUUGUGCGAGAUGAUCAGUUUUUUUUUUCAGGCUUUCUCCCGAUGUUCUUCUAGAGAUUUCUCCAAUAGGUCUUUGCGGAGUUUCUCGCAACAUUUCACAUUUUGAUAUUUCUCCGAGAAUUUCUUGCAAAGACGUUUAUAGGAUAUGGCAGGAUAUAUUCCGAAAAAAAACUAAUGGAAAAUCCCUGCAAGAAAUCUGGGAGUAAUUAUUUUAAGAAAUCCCAAAAGGAAUACUCAUAAUAUCGGGACAAUUUCCAGGUUGGGUUUGGGGAAGAGCUCUGGGAGUAAUCUAGGGAUAACCUUUUAAAUGUAAUCUCAAAAGGACCACUACAAGAAAUCCUGUAAGCAACUACGAAGAAAAGACUGGAAAAUCUGUAAAAGAUAUCGUAGGAAAACAACCAAGACAAAUCCUGGAAAACUGUCCGAAUCCAAAAGGAACUCCGGAAGAAACAUCAACAAGGAACUUUAAAAGAAAUGCCACGAGAACCUUUAAAAAAUAUCCCUAUACAAGCUCCUGUAGAAAUCCCGGGAGAAACUGUAGGAGAAAUCUCACAGAAAUGUCUGGAAGAAAUUGCAGAAGCAACUUCGGAACAAAUCCCGGAAAGAACUCCAGCAGAAAAUUCAUGAAAAACCCCGAAAGAAAUUCUUGGAAAAGUUCAAGUAGAAAUCCAAGGAAUAACUGUUGUAGAAAAACUGGGAAAAAAUUCGGGAAGAUUCCAGGUUAAAUUUCAAGAUGAACGCCGGAAGGAAUCGCGGAAAAUCAUUCAAGAGGAAUCCCAAGAGAAAGUCUAGGAGAAAUUACGCGACAACAACUGAGGAAUCCUGAGAUAAAAUCCUGUGGAGAUCCCGGAAUAAAUCCUGGGAAUAAUCCCACGAAAAUGACUUUGUGUAAAACGUACGUGAAAAUCUUGCGUAGACCUCUGGGUUCAAUAUCGGGAAAACCUAGGGAAUCGCGCCACUUGGGCGGUGGCUUCUGUAUUCGUCUGUUUUCCACUAUAACUCAGUCAAAUUUGAACCAAUUGACACAACUUUUGGAAUGCGGUAAGAUAGGUAUAGUAUCUACCCGUGUACAACAUUUCAAGUCAAUUGGUUCAAAAAUGACUGAGUUAUUGUGGAAAACAGACGAAUAUAGAAGCCACCGCCCAAGUGGCGCGAUACCCUAUGUAAGAAACUCUUGAACGAAAUUCUUUAGGACUCCCAAGAAAAAACUGCUUGAUCUAGGAGCCCUGCUUUUGUUAUUGUAGCACGAUUAUCCAGAUUACUUCUGGAUUGAGUUGCUCUUCGAAUAACCAUCCAAAGGAAUCUUCGACUUUUUCACGGAACCACUAGCUUUCCUGAAGAACCUUCAGCAUGACCUUGUUCACGAUGGCGGCACACGCUAAUUAACAGCAAGAUGCGAAACGGUAACUGCGGUCCAUGUUUACUAAAAUACCCUCUCACAUCUUGCAUCAGGCGAAAUCAUGUGAACAUCCAGUAAACUUUCGGUCACUAGAUGUUCAUGAAUGUAUCUUUUUAUGUAAACAGUGUCCGCAUUUGGAAAAGAAAAGAAUAAUCAUUUCGGCGAAAAACGAAGACUGUGGAUAAAUCCAUUACAUUCCUAUUCAUACUAACAAUGGACUUAUCCACAGUGCCAGAUUUAGGCUUCGGGGGGCCCGGGGCAAACCCUAUAAAGUGGGCCCCCAAGAGCAAGAUUUUGAAGAUUUAAAACGUUUUUUUUUUCAAUGUUGUGUAUUAUUCGUAUUUUUAUAUUUUUAAUGUUUUUUUUUUGAGAUUCAGGAAAAAAACUAAGCCACACAACUAUUUUGUUCAUUCAAACUAUUAUUGUAUUAUGUAUUUUGCAUUGUUUUCAACGAUAUAGUUUUGUUGUUGUCCUAUAAAAAGUGUACUUCUAACAAUGCAGUUCUCAAAUAUGUCGACAUAUUAUUCAAAUAAAGAAACAAGUUACAAACACUUAUUUUAAUAUUUUUCCAAAAAACAUCAAGAUGCUGCAUUCAAAUUUGCAGCAUAAAUGUCAUCUUAUUGAGAUAGGCAUUUAACAUUAAACAUUUAUUCGAAUUCAUUCAUUUUUUGCACAUUUUAGGACUAAGCGUUCAUUUUAACACAUAGGAAUGUGGAGAAAUUUUCAUUACAAUUGCAAUAUUCUUCGUGUAUUUGAAGAUUCAGGUUGAACAAAGUUAGUAUCCCAGGGAGCAACUUUGGCAAUAAAUUAAUAAAAAAAUGACAGUGAAACAGAUGUGUGAAUCCACUGUUCUGAGAUGUUUCAGGAAACUAGAUUUUCAAAACUAACCCAAAUUUAUCAGGAAUCAUUAUCUUCUAUUUCCCAUGAUAACAUCUGUCCUCAAUGAGCUUGUGCUGAUGUAUAUUAAAAAGUUGUUUUCAGAAUAUGAUCGUAAUCAACAGACCGAUCAAUAAGUUUUGUUUACAUUACGCCGAAAAACUUAAUCUUUCAACGCACUCUGUUUAGAGACGCUUUUGUGCAGUAAUUUUCACAUAAAUAAGUUUUUCUUCUAAACUUAAUAAAAACUUUCUAGAAGUUUUACAAAAACUCGCGUAUAGCAAAAUAAAACAAAAACUUCGUAUUUCUUAAUUGUUGAAUACUGUCAUAUCUCUCUAGAGCUGAAUUUGCUGCAAUCAAGCAUUUAAAUCAAUCCCUCAAAAUCAUAAUUCUGGAAAACACACUGAAACUCUAAACAUUUGAAUUGUUAAGUAAUUAAAAUAUUUUUUUUCAGCUUAAUCGAAAGAUAAAAAUUAUUGUUUCAAAACAUAAAUUGACAAAACAGACAAACAGAAUUGCAGCUCAUAUCGAAAAAUAAAAAAAUCCCACAAAAAACUUUGAAUCCAAUCUGCAAAUAGUUCCAAGGCUUCUAAAUUAUGAAAUAUUGUAUUUCGAUUUCAGAUUAUGAAAUAAUCUGGAUACCCUUAAAGAACCCAAUUAUAACAACUCUAGGACAUACAAUAAAUACAAUCGCCUUUUAUGUGCAUUUUUAUGAAUUCGUUAAACAUAAUAUAUAGUGCUUAUGGAUUCUUGGGGGACCCCCUAAUUGGGGGGCCCGGGGCACUUGCCCCCUUUGCCCCCCCUUAAAUCCGGGCCUGCUUAUCCACGAUCUUCUUUUUUCCCGACUUUGUUCUUCUUUUCUUCUGAGACGAACCAGCCAAGGGCUAAAUCAAUCAAUCUUUUCAUCUGCAAAUGUUGGCAUUGUUUACACAAAAUGACACAUUCAUGAUCAUCCAGCGACCGAAAGUUCACUGGAUGUUCACCGGAUGCAGGAUGCGAGCAGUGAUUUUUGUCAACACGACCUGCAGUUACGGCUUCACAUCUUGGCUGUUUGUUGGCGUGUGACGUCAUCGUGGACAAGUUCAUAAACUUGUCAUCUUAAUCUGUUAACGCUCAAUUUAUCUCACAAUUUGAAUCUUCCGAUAAGGCUACUCUGAUUUUUACAUAUUUUAUCAAUGUUCUUAGAAAUAUCCCCAGGUAAAGGAUUUGAAAAUUGAUUAAAUUGUACACUCAGGCAAAUAAACCUAAGAUUAUCAUAAGGUCUAACUUAUGAAACGGCCUUUAAACAAUUCAUAACGGCUAGAAUAAAUUUCAUAAUGUCGGUUUAUGGCGCAUAAUCGACUCACAGUUUGGCUUUUAUACACAUUUAGCAACACGAAAUUUUCAAGCUUCGAUAGCCGCGUGGGUUGGGCACGAGCUCAGUGAUCUCGACGUUCAUGGAUCGAUUCCAGUCUGCAUCAUUUUACAAUUUUUCUGCUCUUUUCAUAAGUUUAUCUUAUGUAAUUAGGUCAUAAUAAGCAUGUUCAAUUUUCAUAAGGCAUUCUUAUGGCAUCCAUACUUUACAGUAAUGGCUAAAUUUCAUAAGGGAUUUUGAUAAAUUUCGGUAGUUUACUUCGCUGAGUGUAUAAAAUAAAACAACAGCCCAAAAAUGGUUUCCAAUUUUCAAUCAAACAUUAGUUCCGAAUUUUCUGCGAUGUUACCAAAAAUUUUCUGCAAAAUUUCCCGCAAGAGAUUUGGGCAAAAUAUUCUGAACUGUAACAUAGAUAACAAUAAAUGAAUUGAAUUGAAAUUUCAUCACGAAAUUCUUUAUAAUUUUCAUCUUAGAAGAAAGUUAGAAGAAGUUAUGUAUGUUUGUUGUUGCUACCUGCCACCUGCCACAAGAUAUACAAAUGUAAAAUGGUUCUUUGCAGAGGAAGACCUCACUUAAUAACUUUGGAAGCGCUAACAGAUUACUUAGCUGAGAAGCAGGCAAAAAUAACUAAAUGUUUAAUAUCUUUAAUUUAUUCAGGAAUUGUUAAAAGCUUGAAGCAAAGAGUCAUCAUUAUAGACCAUUGUCUAUAUUGCAUACAGAAUGAUGUAUUCGGAUAUUAUUGCAUCCAGAGAAUUCAUUCAUAAACUAUCCCUUAUUGACGGAUCAAUUUACGAUUAUUCAUUGGAUACUGUCAGCCAUUGAACAAGCAUUCAUAUUAACGAAACGAAGGCUCCCUAUGGUUUUAAUUUCAGAUGGAAUAAACACAUUUCCAACGCGCUACCGACCGAACCAUUGAACUCAACUGACGGAACUGAAUGCAUCCAUACUCGCGAAGUAUACCCCAUACGAAAACAAUAGUCAAAAACAUUCGACAUUGCAAGGAUCUUUUACUUGAAAGUGAAAUAAGUAUAAUUAAUAAGCCUUUUCACUGCAUUGAAUGCACGACUUAAGCGAAGAAAUUUUAAAAAGUAGGCAACGAAAUGAUUCGAUACUUUCCUGCAGAUUUUAAUUUUGUAAAAAAGGGAUUCGCAUGAUCCGUAAAAAUCACACACAAACAUGACAUUAACCUAAAUGGCCUUCAUCUCAUGAAUCUAGUCCCAAAUCUCGAAGAUGUUAAACCCAUCCAGCCUUUUCAGAUAGUUAUUGUUAUAAAGUUUCGGUUACCAAGAAAACUAUUCUUAUCAGCGUUCUAAACUAACGCUAAUCGAAGCAGUUCUCGUUCUCUCACAGUAUUCGAUAGCUCUAUUCGAAACAUAAUUGGAUAAAAUCGGCCAGGUUUUAAGAUUAAGCAUAUUUUAAAUGAUUGAAAACUUAAAUCUGUAGUACACAUCACACCCCAACCUCAUAUUUGAUCGAGAAAGAUGUGGGCUAGUUUCACGCACAGAGAAGAAGUAGACCUGAAUCGAAAUUCGAAUUUCACGCAUUGUUGAAUUUUUGUUUUUUAGUAUUUUAUCACAUGAUUCAUUCAUAGAUGGACUAAGAUUUCAAACGAACUAUAUAUGAUAAAUAAAUCCUAAUGAUAAAAUGCUGGUGUAUUACGAUAGAUUGGGUAAGUAUUGUCGGAUCUCGAAAGGAAAAUAGCACUAGAUUAAACAAGAAUUCCGCACUCGAUUUCAAAGAUAUUUAUUGCCACGUUAAUUCGUACAACCUCGGUGUCCGGCGAUCAACACUCUUCUGUCUCGCUAAAUGGAAACCCAUCCACUCGUCGUCUCGUAUAUAAGGGUAUCCAACUGUGCCACUUCUACAAUUCCUUUUAUACAGGGUCGGAGUUAGGCUCGACCCGACAAGUAUAUUUGUGGAACCCAUUAGAAGUGGCUAAAAAGUUGUGAGACGAGUGAUACUCUCUUAAAGGACUAUAAGUAUAUGAUAGCAUAUACCCAUUCUGAUGACAUGUGUCCAGUCAAUCAUGUGAGUGCUUUUAAAACUGUUUUAAAAAACAAUACUCUAGUUUUACUUUUGGUCAUACAUAUGUCAUUUACUUUUGGUCAUACAUAUGUCAUUCCAAAGAUCCAAAGCUUGUAAGUAUUGUUGUUGAUAAUUUUGAGAACAAAUGUUGACUCACACUUAUUACAUUGAUCCUCUAAUUGUCUGCAAUUUAAGGGGGAUGUGUUGGAUCGUCAUUGAAACUCCACAUGUUCAUGACAGAAGGGCCCAUAUAAACACUGCUGUAAAAGCGUGGGUAUUCAGCGUGACCAUGCCGAGGGUGACAGGUUCGAUUUUCGGUCGGUUCAGGAACUUUUCCUAAAAUAAAUUUCCGUGGCUUCCUUGGGCAUAGAGUAAAUUUAAAUUUAAAGAUUUUCCCCGGAGAUUCUUUUUUUUUCUUUUUUUUUUCUGGGAUUUUCUGCCGUAGGCAGGUUCAUCCCGGGUCGUGAAAAACAGGACGAGCCAGAGGGGUUCGCCUGGGAAAGCUACAGAGGUGAUUCUUAAAACUACUUCAUAUGACGUUAUUCGAACAGAGUAUCGUUAACAGAGUAUGGUUAUGGACUACACAAAGACAGCUUAAAAAGAAACUAAAAGACGAAAAAAAAGGUUUCCAUAUAGUGACGGUUGCCCCGGAAUUCUAUUCUAUUCUAUUGAACCGGAGCUCCAUAUUUCGGUAAUGGCGUCUAGUACUUGCAACUUGAUACAAUACGAUAAUCGUCGUCGUAGCAUUUGAUAGCCGAUGUUAUCUGCUCCUACUGACGUCUCGAUCGAUUGUAUCAUACGCCGAUUUAAAAUCAAUGAACAAGUGAUGUGUGGGCACGUUGCAUUCGCGGCAUUUCUGCAACACCUGGCGGAUGGCGAACAUCUGGUCCGUUGUAACGCGUUCAUCCACGAAUCCAGCCUGAUAUAGCACCACGAACUCUCUUGCAAUUGGUCAUAGACGGCGGCAUAAAAUUUGAGAGAGUCUCUUGUAGGCAGCGCUCAGUAGUGUGAUCACGCAAUAGUCCCCACAAUCCAGAUUGUCGCCGCUUUUGUAGAUGGGACACACGAUACCUUUAUCCAUUUCUCCGGUAAUACUUCAUCUUCCCAUAUCUUGGUAAUGACCCAGUGUAGUGCUCUCACCAGUGCUUUUCCACCGUAUUUUAGAAGCUCGCUUGGUAGAUCUGCUGCAGCGGCUUUGUUAUUCUUUAACUUGCCAACCUCCUUCUUAUCAUUUAGAGGUUGGGAGCCGGAAGUCUUUCGUUCUGCGCAAGAACUCCUAGAUCUGUAACCAUAUCACCUUCGGCGCUUACAACGCGUUGCAACGUCGCCAUUGAAGUGCUCAUCGUAAUGCUGCCGCCACCCCUCGACCAGAUUCCCGUGAUUGUCUCGGUACAUGUGCCCUUAGAUGCUGCCACCCUUUUUUGAUACGCUUCUCUGGCUUCCGGAUACGAUAGUCCUUCAUCUACUAUGAUUCCAAUGAUUUCCACUUCUCUUUUAUAUACGGUGACCAGAGGCCACUCCUUUUCUGCAUUUCACUUCAAAGCAUUUUCAAGACAGUUGAAGUGUAGAAAGGCCUCUUCGGGAUGCGUUGCAGACCAAGUUUGUUGUGCUUCGGGGGAACGGUCCCUUUGCAUGUCAGUAUUAUAAUUCCAAUGUUCUCCACAUUACCAUCUUGGGUGACUCGACGGGCUUCUGUCACGUUUUGCUUUGCAAGGUAAUUUUCGAUUUCUUUUUAAUCCGUGUCGAUCAUUCCUCGAUUUUGUUUCUUCAGUUCUUCAAUGUGAACUCGUCUAUCCCAUUAAAAAUACCCCCAAAAUAAUUAGCAUACGAAUGAAAUACCGAACAGAAUAAAACAAAACACAAUGCUACAAUCAAUCGGGAUACCAGCAUCGUUACUACCUACUAAACAUGCAUGAAAAGUGAAUCAAAGAUUCUCCAUGCGAGUGUGUCUGAACCUAAAUGUGUCUAACACUUUUCUUAUGUUUGAACAACGUGUUGCCUUCAUUUUCUUACAUAACCUAUCUAAAGUGCAACCGUCAAUACAAAUAUGAACUUGGGUGACCAAAAAUGAACUCUUUUGUCACGAAACUUCUUAAUGUUCCAAAUCACAUUGAGAAUUGAAGCAUAAGUGAUUUUUCAUUGCACAGCAAAAAAAUAUGAAAGUUAAACAGCACGUAAAUUGAAGAUCAACUGAAAUUUGCGACAGAAAAAUGUAAAUCGCUAACAUUCAACGUCAGCCGAGCAGUCCGCUGCUGGUCAGGCGGCUUGUUUACAGAUUUUAAAGCAUAUUCGCUUUAAAUUUACAUGCAUCUGCUAUAAACCAUGCCAGCCACUCUCCGUCGUCAGCUAAAGAACGGCUGCUCGCAGCUGUGGCGGUUUCUCCGUUGUCUCUCUCAGUACUCUUUGCAGCAGUCGGAGCAUGUCGGGAAUGCGUGCAUUAUGGUAGAAGCAGUUUAACUUUGACUUGCUGCUAUUCAACAAGCUGAGACAGCCGAGAGAGCUCGGGCGUGCUACUCACACCCCAAGGAUCUGAGUUCAAUUCUCACUCGGAUCUCAAUUUUUCUAUAUAUUUUCUAACAGAUAUCUGCAAUGUAAUUUUAAGAUCGCACAAAAAUUUCCAUCAUAUAUGACGGGGUCCUUUUGUUACAUUCGAUCCGUCAUAAUUUUACAGGUUUUUUUCGAACUGUGUGUGAUAAGAGCAAAGAAUUAGUUUAGUUGCAAAACAGUGCACAAUUAUGGUCACCCAAAUAUUGACGUAGAUAAAAUCACUCCUCUACCACCAUUUUUCAAACAUGUCUGAUUAAGGGACCAGUCUUUUAAGUUUCGCCAUUGCUCAAACCAAAAAACAAACGAAGUUGAACUCUACUGAAUAGAGCCUACAUAGCAAACCAUUUGCCCCACCCAAACAUACGAUGCAAAAUUUUCGAUGCCCCACCACCUACUGGUAAUAUAGAAAUCCGGAAAAAACGAGCAAUGGCGGCGUAGCUUAGCAGUAAGGUGCCAUUAUCAGCUGAAUUUGGGAUCAUAGCUUUAUUAAGAUAGGUUUAACGAACACUACUACUGAAGUUGAAUUGAGGUAGAUGCAAUACGACCGGAUAAAUUCGGUGUUUGCGCAAAAAAUGAAAAAUACAAAUUAAGGGAACUACCUAUAAAUAACAGUUUCAGAAUUAGACGUAAGACAAGAGGAGAUCGUGACCGUGUUUAGCUUUGGAUAUUCCUACAGUAGUAUCGAAAUAAUGCAGCUGCUCCGGUAAGAAACGAGCGGAGGCUAUUGUGCUAGAAGUAGUGAACAAGCGAUGUCAGUAGAAUGUGUACAUAUUACUAGUUAAUAAUAAUAAUGUAAAAGAAGUUUCACCCUCUGGUAGGGAUGAGCAUGUCUAAAAAAGAAAUAAUAAAUUUAGCUGAACUAUUGAAGUUGGACAAUGUCAUAGGAAGUCAGUAGGACCAUUACGAGAUUGAAGCAAACAGUACACCAAAUAUGCACCGGAUUGAAAUUUGAGAUUUGAAAGCACAAGGUACUUUUAUAGAAAUGGUAACCUGUUCAUAUACGAAUGAGAUGGAUCAAGUGACAAACAGCAAACAAAAAUGAACUAAAACCAACUAAAAGACUCACCUUAAAUGUAACACUGUAGCAGAACUGCGUGUGCACGGGCCAAGGGUAUCUCCUUCCUACAGUGACCCUACUGCCAUUCCUUUGUGCUGAAAGUGAAGAAAUAUAAAACCCUUUCAUCAUUCAAGCUCACUCUGAUCAUCGCACCAUCCCGCAGGAAAAAGAAAAUCAUAACUAGUUUUAUGCAUCCGCAAGCUACAACUAAUAAGAUGAGAAAAACAACUAGCGAGAAGACAGGACAACCAAUUGAAUCGACAGAAGCAUGAAAAAGGUUUGUACAACUCUUCAGAAUAAAUAAUAAAUCGUAAUGAAGUGAAAACAAGUCAGACAAAGAAAAAAAAAACACAAGCAAAAAAAACAGUAGCAAACAAGACGGUCCUCCGUUAUGGUAUCCGUAAUCUACUACCGCUCUUUUAUCUUUAUAUAUUUUUCCAACUAUGUACCUAUAUUUACGCUGUUUCGUCAACUGCAAUGAACACUCACUCUUCUGUAUAUUUGAUAAAGGAAAGAUGAUGAAUAAAACUUCUAUUUCAAUCAGA